AUACUAAAUCGCCUUCACAUUUCUAAGUUGAAAAACCAAACGCGCAUACACAUACACUCCCUCAUCUAUAAUGUACAUUCAUUUCUCUCUCAAAUUUUCCUUCACUUUCCCGGGAAAAUAAAAUCCUCUUCCCUUUUCCCAUGGGCCGAAUCCCUACUCUCCCCGAACUCGACGAUUCCACUCCCACCACCUCCACCACAGACGCCGCCAUUAACGCCGGCAAUGCCAGCACGGAUCAAGUGUUUCACUCGAUCCGCGACCGAAUUAUCUUCAAACGAAACCCUAACAGAACCUCACAAUCUUCACUGGAUCAACGGACCACCAGCAGCAGAUGGCAUAAUAGUAAUAAUAAUACUCACACUCAUCAUAAUGCUAACAGAAUUAGCAACCGUAAGGGCUGGUUUCCGUUUAGAGGAGUGUAUUUGCUUUACUUUUUGAUAUUUUUUGCGGUUUUCGGAUUCGCAUUGGCAUCGAUGAUUUUACAGAGUUCGAUUACUAGGUUUGUGUUUAGUAGAGGAGGAUGGGGUGAUAAUAAUCCUUUUUAUAAUAAUAAUCGGUGGAGAUCUAGUAUUAGUUUAGGUAGUACUUUGAAAUUCUUUCCAUUGCAGCAUUGGCGCCGCGAUGAAGGUCUUGAUCAUGUCAGAUUGUUUGGGAAUAGAGUGGGGCUUCGAGCUCCGAAGCUUGCUAUUAUUUUAGGAAACAUGAAAAGAGAUCCACAAUCGUUAAUGCUCAUUACUGUUAUGAAGAAUUUGCAGAAACUAGGCUAUGUGCUUAAGAUUUAUGCUGUAGAGAAUGGGAAAUUGCAACCAGUAUGGGAGCAAAUAGGUGGCCAUGUAUCAAUUUUACGACCAGAGCAAUAUGCUCGUAUUGAUUGGACCAUUUUUGAAGGUGUUGUUGUUGAUUCACUUGAAGCCAAAGAGGCCCUUUCAAGCCUUAUGCAGGAGCCUUUUUGUUCAGUACCGGUCAUAUGGAUAAUCCAAGAAGAUACCCUCGCAAAUCGUCUUUCUGUGUAUGAGGAAAUGGGCUGGGAAUAUCUUAUUUCACAUUGGAAAAAAGCUUUUAAGAGGGCUAAUGUUGUUGUAUUUCCAGAUUUCACUAUGCCGAUGCUAUAUAGUGUGCUUGACACAGGAAACUUUUUUGUGAUUCCUGGAUCACCAAUAGAUGUAUGGGCUGCUGAGAGCUACAGGAAGACGCACACCAAGCAUCAAUUAAGGGCACACAAUGAAUUCCAUGAGGAUGAUAUGGUGGUUCUAGUAGUUGGGAGUUCUUUCUUUUAUGACGAGCUGUCAUGGGACUAUGCUGUUGCCAUGCAUUCUUUAGGACCUCUUUUAGUCAAAUAUGCUAGAAGAAAUGCAGAAGGAUCCUUUAAAUUUGUUUUCUUGUGUGGUAAUUCUUCUGAUGGUGAUGCUUUGAAGGAUAUUGCUUCUCGCCUGGGGCUUGUUCAUGGUUCUGUAAGGCAUUUUGGCUUGGAUGGCGAUGUCAAUAGUGUUCUACUUAUGGCAGAUAUUGUUAUUUACGGCUCUUCCCAGGAUGACCAAGGCUUUCCUCCUUUAGUUAUCCGAGCCAUGACGUUUGGGAUUCCUGUCAUUGCUCCUGAUAUUCCUAUCAUAAUGAAAUAUGUUGUUGAUGGAGUUCAUGGGUUACUUUUUAAAAAAUACAACCCUGAUGGUUUGAUGAGAGCUUUCUCUCGUUUGAUAUCUGAUGGAAAACUUUCUAGAUUUGGUAAAUCUGUUGCUUCAUCUGGAAGACUGCUUGCUAAGAACAUGCUUGCAUUAGAAUGUAUAACAGGUUAUGCAAUGCUAUUGGAGAAUGUUCUCAGUUUUCCUUCAGAAGCCUUGUUGCCAGGUCAAUCAUCCCAGCUUCAACAGAAGGUAUGGGAAUGGAAUUUGCUCUGGAACGAAAUAGUACCAGAAACGGCUGACGUGUUAGGCAUGGAGGGCAGGAAUUCUUCUUUCAGAAGAUCUAGCAUUGUAUUUUCACUUGAGGAAGAGUUGACCAAUCAAAUGGAUCUAACUAAUAUUUCUGGAAAUGGGACUGAAACAUUAGUUCCAGAUGUCCCUACUGAGUCAGAUUGGGAUGUCUUAAGGGAAAUAGAUAGCUUAGAAGAAUAUGAGAGGGUAGAGUCGGAGGAGCUUGAUGAAAGAAUGGAUAGAAUCCCUGGUGUCUGGGAUGACAUAUAUCGCAAUGCUCGGAAAUCUGAGAAACUUAAGUUUGAAGCAAAUGAAAGGGAUGAGGGAGAGCUUGAAAGGAAUGGCCAACCAGUAUGUAUUUAUGAGAUAUAUUAUGGACCUGGGGCCUGGCCAUUUUUGCAUCAUGGCUCUUUGUACCGUGGGCUAAGUCUUUCUACAAUAUCACGGAGAUCAAGAUCAGAUGAUGUGAAUGCAGUUGCUCGGCUUCCCAUCUUAAACGACACUUAUUAUCGUAAUCUACUUUGUGAGAUUGGAGGGAUGUUUUCUGUUGCAAAUAAGGUGGACAAUAUUCACAAGAGACCUUGGAUUGGGUUUCAAUCAUGGCGUGCUGCUGGUAGGAAGGUUUCAUUGUCUGUUGAGGCCGAAAAGGUUUUGGAAGAAAAGAUACAAAGAGAAAACAAAGGAGAUGUAAUGUACUUUUGGGCACGUUUGGACGUGGAUAGUGGAGUGACAGGAAACAAUAAUGAACUAACUUUUUGGUCCAUGUGUGACAUCUUAAAUGGAGGACACUGCAGAACUGCUUUUGAAGCUGCCUUCCGACAGAUGUAUGCCUUGCCACCCCAUCUUGAAUUUCUUCCCCCUAUGCCAGAAGAUGGAGGUCACUGGUCUGCCUUGCAUAGCUGGGUGAUGCCAACUCCUUCCUUUCUAGAGUUUAUUAUGUUUUCUCGGAUGUUUGUUGAUUCCCUUGAUGCUUUGCAUGCCAAUUCUACCCAUGCGAACUUUUGUUUGUUGAGUUCUUCAGCUCUCGAGCAGGAAAAACACUGCUAUUGUCGAAUACUGGAACUCCUUGUCAAUGUCUGGGCUUACCACAGUGCACGGAAAAUGGUUUACGUAAAUCCACGAACUGGUUAUCUAGAAGAACAGCAUCCAAUUGAACAAAGAAAAGAAAUUAUAUGGUCAAAGUACUUUAAUGUCACAUUGUUAAAGAGUAUGGAUGAGGAUCUUGCAGAGUCUGCAGACGACGGUGAUUAUCCAAGGGAGCGAUGGUUGUGGCCGCUAACCGGAGAAGUGCAUUGGCAAGGGAUUUAUGAAAGAGAAAGGGAAGAAAGAUACAGGCAAAAGAUGGAUAAAAAGAGGAAAACAAAGGAGAAACUAUACGAAAGGCUGAAAUCCGGAUAUCGACAAAAACCAUUGGCAAAGCGAAAAGUCUAACAAUUCUUGGUACAAUUCUGGAAUCUUCGACACCUAACAGAACGACUAAACCUUCUUUUGCUCAACUCUGGAAUGGAAAGGAAAAUAUUACCGAGCUUCGACAUUUCCUUCAGUGAGUUUUUGCCGAAUACGCCUCGUAUGGAAUGGAAUGGAGGGGAAGAACAGUAGCUUCUGAAGAUUGCAGCUAAAGAUUCAGGAAGUCGAGGUGUUUUUGGACAAAAGAUUUUUAACCAAAUGGACUACACUGCCCAUCAUUGAUUCAGAUUCUUUCUCACCAUUCAACAUAUAGCAGAGCUUUAUAUUCUUUCAUUCUUGUACAUUCUUCAAAUAGUGUAGAGAAAAUUUUGUUGGGAAUAAGAAUUCUUUCAUUCAUUUUUGGCAAA
Messenger RNA from Mercurialis annua (annual mercury), 3724 nucleotides. RefSeq lists its product as uncharacterized. Lineage: Eukaryota; Viridiplantae; Streptophyta; Magnoliopsida; Malpighiales; Euphorbiaceae. The record is from RefSeq and is a predicted model, not a curated record. The transcript has 14 exons. Gene Ontology annotation, molecular function: glycosyltransferase activity. Bases 141 to 3341 code for a protein of 1066 amino acids.